Messenger RNA from Heteronotia binoei (common prickly gecko), 4998 nucleotides. It is a transcript of the gene NOTCH4, whose product is annotated as notch receptor 4. The transcript is spliced from 26 exons. Gene Ontology annotation, molecular function: protein binding; calcium ion binding. Gene Ontology annotation, cellular component: plasma membrane; protein-containing complex. Bases 133 to 4992 code for a protein of 1619 amino acids. NCBI's taxonomy places the organism in Eukaryota, Metazoa, Chordata, Lepidosauria, Squamata, Gekkonidae. Gene Ontology annotation, biological process: heterophilic cell-cell adhesion; Notch signaling pathway; establishment or maintenance of epithelial cell apical/basal polarity. The record is from RefSeq and is a predicted model, not a curated record.
GGGGGACUCCCUGGGUGGGGGGCAUCCAGGGGACAUUCCUUCAUCGGGUUCUUCCUGACCGCUGACCUUGGGCCCCACACCCUGCUUCGGACGGGGGGAAGACCACUCCUGGAACUGAACGAAAGGAGGGGGAUGGACCAAGAGGGCCUUCAAAACAGGAUGAAACAUCUGCUGCUGCUGGCCUUGAUUCCAUUUGCUCGAGGUCUUUCUUGCUCACAAGACCCCUGCAAGAAUGGAGGAAGCUGUUUGAGCCAUCCCAGCAGAACCAUCUCCUGCCUAUGCCUUCCCGGCUACACGGGAGAGCUGUGCCAGUUUGUGGACCCCUGCACCCCCGGGCGCUGCCAGAACAGGGGCACCUGCUCCCUCAAGAUCCUUCAAGCCUCCAGCCCCCCGGCCUAUACUUGCGUGUGCCCUCCUGGGUUCACCGGGGAGGAAUGCCAGGGGGUGGUUGGAGACCCAUGCUUCCCUUCGCCCUGCCAACAUGGAGGAAGUUGCCAGCCACUCUCUGGAAACCAGUACCGCUGCCAGUGUCCAAUUGGAUGGACAGGAAAGAAUUGCCAGCUCCGAGACUUCUGCCAGGCUCAUCCCUGUGCCAACGGGGGCACCUGCCUCAACACCUACCCAUACAUCAUCUGUCAGUGCCGGCCUGGGUUUGAGGGGCACACCUGCCAACACGAUAUCAACGAAUGCUUCCGGAAUCCCAGUCCCUGCCUGAACGGAGGCCGUUGCCUCAACAACAUUGGCUCCUUCCGCUGCCUCUGCCCAGCUGGCUCCACUGGUCCGCUCUGCCAGUACCAUCUGGGGCCCUGCACCUCUGAGGCCUGCCUCCAUGGGGGGACCUGCCAAGAAGUCGGGGAAAGUUACCACGGCUGCCUGUGUGUUAUGGGUUACACAGGGCAGUACUGUGAGGUGGACCCAGAUGACUGCAUACAGCAUCAGUGCUGCAACGGGGGGACCUGUGAGGAUGGUGUGGGAUCGUAUUCCUGCCACUGCCCUCCAGGGUGGACAGGCUGGGAUUGCUCCAAUGACAUUGAUGAGUGCCAUUUACGGUUGUGUCAGAAUGGGGGGACCUGCCACAACACCCCAGGGGGCUUCCGCUGUAUCUGCAGCAAUGGCUGGGCUGGCGAGACCUGCACCCACAAUGUGGACGACUGUCUCUUGGCCACCUGCUAUCCCGGAUCCACCUGCAUCGACCGUGUGGGAUCCUUCUUAUGCAAAUGCCCUCCCGGGCGCACAGGCCUUCUUUGCCACCUGCCUGAUGCCUGUCUCAGCAGCCCGUGCCAUCCUGAUGCCCACUGUGACACUGACCUCCGGACUGGCCACGCCAUCUGCGUAUGCCAGCAAGGUUACACUGGACCCAUGUGCUAUCAGGACAUCGACGAGUGCCAGAUGGGGACGAAUCCAUGCGAACAUGGAGGAAGCUGCCACAACACGCCCGGCUCCUUUGCCUGCCGCUGCCUCAACGGUUACACGGGCUUACGCUGUGAAUCGGACCUCAAUGAAUGCCUCAGCCAGCCCUGCCAUAACGGAGCCUCCUGCCUGGACCUACUGGACCAGUUUCAGUGUCUCUGCCCCUUGGGUUUUGAGGGACCCCAGUGCCAGCUGGAGGUAGACGGCUGUGUGAGCUCCCCCUGCAGGAACGGAGGCCAGUGUCAGAAUUCUGCUGGGCUCUUCCACUGCAUCUGCCCCCAAGGUUUCGAGGGACACCAGUGUGAAAGAGACACAGACCGAUGCCACAGUGCCCCCUGUGGGUAUGGAAGCUGCAUAAACAUGCCAGGCUCCUUUACAUGCACUUGCUCCCCUGGCUACACAGGACCCCACUGCACAGAGACGGACGACCCCUGCCGCCAUUGGCAGUGUCUCAACGGGGGCAGUUGCCAAGGGACCGAAUCUGGGCCGCACUGUACUUGUCUGGUGGGUUGGACUGGCCAAGACUGUGGCGUGGAGGUAGAUCCCUGUGAUCCCAGCCCCUGCCACCAGGGGGCCACGUGCCAGAGCCAUCGAGGUGCCUUCCACUGCAUCUGCCCCAGCGGCUACGUAGGUGCCACAUGUGAAGAAGACGUGGAUGAAUGUGGUUUGAGCCCCUGCCUCAAUUCUGGAUCAUGCCUCAAUAGCCCAGGAAGUUUCCACUGUGUCUGCUCUGAAGGAUACACAGGACUGAAAUGCCAGCUAACCCUUGACCUUUGUUCUCCUAAUCCCUGUCAAAAUGGAGGCCGGUGCGUCAUGAAGGCUUUUGCCCCCGUUUGCCUCUGCCCUCUUGGUUGGGGAGGCUCUCUUUGCCAGCAGAAGACAACCCAGAAGGGAGAGCAUUGCCCAGAUCCCUCCGGAGGGGAUGACUGUCAGUGCCUGCCUGGGAAGAAGUGCCCUGACGGAGGAGUCUGUACUGAGACACCCAAUGGAUAUUUCUGCCUGUGCCCACUGGGAACCAAAGGUCCCAACUGCAGUUUGGAUCCCUGUUCCCUUCCUGCUGCCCACUGCUAUCAUGGGGGGACCUGCUUGGCUCGGCCUGAAGGCGUUUCUUGCCUCUGCCCUCCUGGGUAUGUUGGUGACCAGUGCCAGGGGGUGGUGGACCCUUGCUUCUCUCAGCCUUGCAACCCAUCCGGGGCCCACAGUUGCCAAUCCCAUGCUCACGGCUUCCAGUGUUUAUGCCUGCCAGGGUAUACAGGGAUUCUGUGUGAGUCUGUGAUGGACAGGUGUCAGCCCAACCCAUGCCUCAAUGGUGGAAGCUGCCAUGCAGUGCCCGACGGUCCUCUGGAAUUCAUCUGCCACUGCCCCCAGGGCUAUGACGGAGCCACCUGUGACCAGCAUGCUCCUCUGUGUGGGGUCCUCUAUUGCCAUAAUGGAGGCGUCUGCAUUUCCCACCCAUCUGGACCCCAAUGCCUGUGCUUCGAAGGAUUCUCCGGACCAGACUGCCGCCUGCCGCGAUGCUCUUCCGGAUCCUGCCCUGCUCUCAACACUACCGUCGAUUGCCAGCAGGUGGCAGGAGACGGACGUUGCGACCGAGCCUGCAGCUCCCCGGAGACCCGCUGGGAUGGAGGGGACUGUUCCCUGGGGGUGCUGGACCCCUGGGAGAGCUGCCCCCGGCGGGAUCUGUGCUGGACGUCUUUCCGGGAUGGACAAUGCCACCAUCAUUGCGAUAAUGAGGGUUGCCUGUUUGAUGGUUAUGACUGCACACAGCAGAUGCGGUGCAACCCCCUAUAUGAGCGAUAUUGCCGGGACCACUUCUCUGAUGGAUAUUGUGAUGGAGGCUGCGACACGGCCUUCUGCGGCUGGGAUGGGGGAGACUGCUGGUCCGCCUCCACGGAGGGUCAAGCAUUGGGCCUGGUUAUCCUGCUACCCCAAGAAGCACUGCGCCAGUUCCUGCAUUCCCUGGCUGUUGCCCUGCGUGGGGCACUACGGCUUCAACGGGAUCUUCAGGGCAGAGAGAGAGUUUACCCCUACACGGGAAAAGAAGAGCUUGGAAGCAGGAGCAAUUGGACAGGGCCUGAGGAGAAAGCCACUGUCGAGAGCAUUGGGUAUACUAUUUUCCUGGCCAUGGAUGAGAAGCGGUGCUCAGGGCUGUGCCCCACAUCCCCCAGAUCUGCUCUGAAUUUCCUGGGGGCCUUAGCAGCCAAAGGGACCCUCGAAUCCCUCGUGCCAUACACAGUGGUAGCUGCCUGGAUUGAGUCUGCAAAAAUCGAUCCUCUGGCCUUAGCUUCCCAUUUUCCUGGGCCUCUUGUUUACUGCGUGGUGGCCGGAGUUGUGGCGGUUGUGCUGGGCAUCUUUUUGGGGGUGUGGAGGAUCCGCCGGCCCCAACGGCAGGAACAGGGCUUGCUCUGGUUCCCACCUGGAUUUGCUCCGCGGCAGGGCAAGAAACGGCGGUGCCGGAGAGAACCGGUGGGCGAAGACGCCAUCGGACUGAAACCGAGAAAGUCAGGUACUGAAUUUGUCGAGGAUUCUGAUACGUGUUCUUCAAGCCCUCACUUCGAUGGACCCCUGAGCCUCGAGGAUCUCAAGGAUGAUUUGGAAUCUAUUCCACACCACAAUCAAGGCCAGUCUAGGACCAAGAAGCAGGUGCAGUUAAACAUGCUGACCUCAGACCAGGACAAGAAUUCCAAGCUGAAGACUGUCAAAACUCAAGACUCAGUUUGUGGCCUGACACCAUUGAUGCCUUUGGCCCACACUCCUAUAUCAAAAGUGGAGAAGUCCUGGGCAGAUAGCCAAGAGGAAAGCUCUGGAGAGACGCCUCUUCACCUCGCGGCCCGAUACUCCCGUGCCGAUGCCGCCCGAAGACUCCUGGCAUCUGGAGCCAAUGCCAAUGCCCGUGACCAGUGGGGGAGGACCCCCUUGCACAGUGCCAUAGCAGCGGAUGCAUUGGGAGUCUUCCAGAUCCUUCUCCGGCACAGACAGACAAACUUGGAUGCCUCGGCGCAUGAUGGCUCCACCCCUCUAAUCCUGGCGACGCGACUCGGGGUUGAAAAUAUGGUGGAGGAGCUGGUGGCCAAUCGUGUAGACAUCGGGGCCAAAGACAAGAGAGGAAAGAGCGCCCUCCACUGGGCCGCAGCUGUCAACAAUGAGCGGGCUGCCUUUGUCCUACUCCGAAACGGAGCCGAUAAGGAUGCCCAAGACAAUCGGGCCCAGACGCCACUCUUCCUCGCCGCCCAAGAGGGGAGCUGCAAAGUGGCUUGCCUCCUGCUACAACACGGCGCCAAGCAGAACAUCCCGGAUCACGUAAGCCGCCUCGCGAGAGACGUAGCCCAGGAGCGCCUCCACCAUGACAUCGUGUCCCUCUUGGACUCUCUCCGUCCCUCUCCCACAGCCGGCCAGCUCUCGCCACACAGGCCACGGCCACACCACCACCGCUUGGCUCCCAACCCACGCAAAUUGUCGUGGCAGGCAGGCAACCUGCGGCUUCCCCCAGUCCCAGAGAACGAAAUCCCUCUUAAGGUUCUUCCUCCUUCCACGCUGCCUGCAAGUUUAUCCGAAGAGGCCGUGGGGCUGCCGCCAGAGUGACUCCAC